UCAGUUUUUGAAGUUACUGGAUCACCUCUCAAAUAUUCUUUUAACGACGAACACGAUGUUGAAGACAGUAUUAUUUUAAUAAAACAAAAUUGGUCUAAAAAGGAAGAACAUUAUUUACCAUUGAGUAGAACAGAAGCAUGGUACUUCAUCUCCAAUAUUUGCACUUUGCAAUGGUACAGACAAUAAAAACAGCAGAGUAAUAGGUACAAUGAUUGAAAGGAACUGGUUUAUUAGAAUUGAAAUUUGUUCAACUGGUAUUGAAAGUCUUAAUGUUAUUAAGGAUUCUUCUUCUAAAAUUUUUCAACAACAUUUAGAACUUUCACACGCAUGUGAACGUGAUGUAACUAUAUCUGUAUUUAGCAUUUUUGACUUGUUUGGGAUAAAAGAAGAAAUGAUUAAUUGGGAUGAAAAUGUAAAAAGCAACUUUGAAGGGAGUUUAAGCAUCGAAGUAAAUGCUUGUAGUUUGUCUUUAUAUAUACCUUCAAAGGAAACAAAGAAUAACUUGGUUGCUCAAGUUGUUACUGGUUCACUUAAUAGCCUUUUGAAAGAAUUAUGGCAACAAUUAUUGUUGUUAAAUGAAUAUUUGAAUAUAAUAGAACAAUAUAAAAAGAACACAAGUGAUUAUAAUAAUGGAGUUCCUUUAAAAUUCCCAGAAAAUUUUACAAGUCCAUGUACAAAAGAACAUGACAUAAUAAUGAAAAAUUUAAGUCUUUUAUUGAAUAAAGAUUACAGUUUUCGAAAUACUGAUACCAUUGAUUUGCAUAAAAUGAACUUUGCAAAUGAAGAUAAUUUUGAAAAUAAUAUAAAAAUUCAACAGUACAUACAGAACCUUCCCUACAGAUAUAAUUUAGAUUUUACUGAUUUUUUAUGGGAAUUGGUCAUAAUGAAUUCAAAUUAUAUUGAAAUGACAAAAUGUAUUCAUUCAAUAUUUAAGGAAAUUAUAGUAAAUGGCACUUUAGUGCAGGUAAAUUCUUCAAAUUCAACAAGAAUUGCCAAAAUUAUUGCUAAUCAUCCUCAACAAAAAACAAUUUCACACUUAUUAUCAGGCAGUUUACCAUUAGAAUAUAUCAUAGAUAUGGGUUUUGAAAAAUUGUAUAAAGACUAUACACACAUUUUGAUACAUUCAAGAUUUGAAGAACUAUAUGAUAUUCAACAAAAAUUUAAAACUCUAGCAUGCGAUGAGUUUACAGUUGAUACUUAUAAAGAAAAAUUAAUAAUAUUGGCACAAGUCCAUGUAUGUUUGGAGUUUAUGUUACUUUUACAGAAUAAUUUAGAAUGUCCAAAUGAUGAUAUUCAAACUUUAUUUUCUUAUGCUUUUAAACAAUAUGUUUGUGAAAAAUCACCUGUACAGAGCUGUCAUGAAUUAUAUAAAAAUGUAAUUUAUACUUUAACUGCUCCAUUACCUGUUUCAGUACUUAAUAAUUUGAAUAACGAAAUACCUACCGUACGAAGAGUUUCACUAUCAUCUGAAUCGCAAUUAUCUAAAUUAAAAACUACUACAUAUUACAGUCAGUUACCUAUAUUUCCAACGAAUGUAUGGAAUCCUGCAGAUGAUUCAAAUGUAAUGGAUGGAGCAUACUAUGUCACCACAGCUAUGUGCUUAUCCAAUAAGUUUAAAUAAAAAAUAUUGGAGAAAUUCA
Messenger RNA from Osmia lignaria (orchard mason bee), 1640 nucleotides. The record is from RefSeq and is a predicted model, not a curated record. Lineage: Eukaryota; Metazoa; Arthropoda; Insecta; Hymenoptera; Megachilidae.